Molecule: messenger RNA, 4024 nt
Organism: Ictalurus furcatus (blue catfish)
Lineage: Eukaryota; Metazoa; Chordata; Actinopteri; Siluriformes; Ictaluridae
Gene: slc20a2
Product: solute carrier family 20 member 2
Exons: 11
Coding region: 600-2576 (658 amino acids)
Biological process (GO): phosphate ion transmembrane transport
Cellular component (GO): membrane
Molecular function (GO): phosphate transmembrane transporter activity
Source: RefSeq, a predicted model, not a curated record
CUCCCAUAACAAGAUGGUUACAUUUUUACAGCGAUUCCGUCUUCCGUUCCCAGUGUAUUUUUCUAUUUGAGCUCAGCCCUCUCUCCUCCUCUCUCUCUCUCCUCCUCUCUCCCUCUCUCCUCCUCCUCCUCUCCUCCAGCUCCAUAAGCGCCCGGAUGUGAACCCGCAGCUCCAGUCAGCACAACAUGGUUGCUUGACUGAGCAGUGUGUUAAAGAAGCCUGCUGGAAUCUCAGCGGGUAGCUGCUACAGAAAACCUGACCUUUUCUCCCUCAGAUUUCUAGCUUAGCGAAUCAUUUUGGACUACCGUCUCAUUUCUAGCUGAGGACUUCUUGGUCAACAAGACACGAAGAGCGCCAAACAAUGGAAUGCCCUCUCCUGCCUGCAUUGCUCACAGCUUCAGAGACUUCAGAGGUUAAACGGCUUAGUUAGCAGUGUACCUUCUCCCCCUAGAACACACUCGGCCAGGGGAAGAAGAGCGUCUAACGAAAAAAGAAGGGGAUUUUUUUUCCUUUAAAAACAAAGCACCUUACUUUUGUUUAAUUUAUCGCUCCAGAGUUGUUUAAUUUUAUUUGAAUCAAAUUUAAGAACAGACACCAUAAUGGAUUUAUCGUCGUAUCUAUGGCUGGUUGUAAUUGGGUUCAUCAUCGCCUUCAUCCUGGCAUUUUCAGUGGGAGCCAACGAUGUAGCAAACUCAUUCGGCACAGCGGUGGGCUCGGGGGUUGUCACGUUACGCCAGGCCUGUAUCCUGGCCUCCAUUUUUGAAACGCUGGGCUCCAUACUCCUUGGCGCAAAAGUGGGUGAGACCAUUCGGAAGGGGAUUAUAGAUGUCAACUUGUACAAUGAUACUGUACCUAUACUGAUGGCAGGCGAGGUCAGCGCCAUGGUUGGGUCUGCGGUUUGGCAGCUCAUUGCCUCGUUCCUUAAGUUGCCAAUUUCUGGAACCCAUUGUAUAGUGGGGUCUACUAUUGGCUUCUCUAUGGUGGCCAUUGGCACCAAAGGAGUACAGUGGAUGCAGCUAGUCAAAAUUGUUGCCUCAUGGUUCAUCUCUCCUCUGCUGUCAGGCCUCAUGUCUGGCCUACUCUUCUAUGUCAUCAGAUUUUUCAUUCUUAAUAAAGAUGAUCCUGUUCCAAAUGGCCUCCGUGCUUUGCCCCUCUUCUAUGCAUCAACUAUCGGCAUCAACACAUUCUCCAUCAUGUACACAGGAGCUCCCUUGUUAGGCUUGGAGAUGCUCCCAGUGUGGGCCAUCGCCCUCAUCACCCUGGCCGGCUCUCUGGUGUGUGCUGCUGUGGUCUGGAUCUUUGUCUGCCCCUGGAUGAGAAGGAAAAUAGCAAGUCGUUUGAAAAAAGAACAUGUUCUCUCACGCAUCUCUGAUGAGAGUCUAGAUAAGAUUCCCGAGGAAGAAGAGGAGGCUCCAGUGUUUAAAGAGCUUCCAGGGGCAAAGGGGAAUGACGAUUCUGAACUGCCCUUGGCUGGGGAAUCCACUGGGGAGCUAAAUAGCCUGGCCAAUGGUGGCACCGUCCUUCCUAAUGGCCGGGUGUAUGGUCGCACUCACUCCAUGACAAAUGGCUGUUUGAAAUCGCCAGUGUCCAAUGGAAGCUUUGCUUUUGAUGGACAUAUGCGCAGUGACGGCCAGGUGUACCACACUGUGCACAAGGAUUCUGGUCUCUACAAGGAUCUGCUACACAAGAUCCAUGUGGGCCGGCUGGAGGAAGAGCGGCCUGACGUCAGCCACCGGGUCCUACGCCGCAACAACAGCUACACGUGCUACACAGCGGCCAUCUGCGGCUUGGCCGUACAGCCCCUGUUGCGCUCCGAGUCAAAUGCCGCAGCGCCACCUGAGGACAGUGAGAAGCUGGUGGGUGACACAGUCUCCUAUUCUAAGAAGCGUGUCCGUUAUGACAGCUACUCUAGCUACUGCAACGCCGUGGCCGAGGCUGAAAUCGAGGCAGACGAGGGGGGCGUGGAUGUAAAACUGGGAUCCGAGAAGCAUGAGGCUCAAGGUGCAGGAGUGGUGCUGGAGGACUGUGUUGAUGAGGACAAAGAAGAGAAGGACAAGCCCCAGGUUUUUCUGCUCUUCCACUUUCUUCAGAUCCUCACUGCCUGCUUUGGGUCCUUUGCACACGGUGGCAAUGAUGUCAGUAAUGCCAUCGGCCCACUGGUGGCACUGUGGAUGAUCUAUGAACAGGGUGGGGUAAUGCAGGAUGCAGCCACACCUGUAUGGCUGCUGUUGUAUGGUGGCAUCGGCAUCUGCACUGGCCUGUGGGUGUGGGGACGCCGUGUAAUCCAGACCAUGGGCAAGGACCUCACGCCCAUCACGCCUUCCAGUGGAUUCACUAUUGAGCUGGCUUCAGCGGUGACUGUUGUGCUGGCGUCCAAUAUUGGACUCCCUAUCAGUACCACGCACUGCAAGGUGGGUUCAGUGGUGGCUGUUGGCUGGCUGCGUUCACGGAAGGCCGUAGAUUGGCAUCUCUUCCGGAACAUUUUCCUGGCUUGGUUCGUCACGGUUCCUGUAGCAGGCCUGUUCAGUGCCGCUGUCAUGGCCCUGCUUGUCUACGGCAUCAUGCCUUUCGUAUGAGGGCAGAGAUAGAGAGAAUUAUAGUAAGGUGGUUGGGAAGGCGAGGGGAAAAAAUUUUAUAGACCAGGAGAUGGUAAGAUGAAAGGACAGAUUGAAAAAUAGUUAAUGGGGGGAAUGGCCAUAGAGAGGGUGCUCAAAAGCUGACUGGGAUACAUCUAGAAUCUUCUGAUUAACUGUCCUUUGUUAUCUUUACAAAUGUAUCCUCUUUUUUUUUCUUCCUGUUUUAGCUGUUGUAAUGUUACUGAACACUGUAGGUCUCAUGUUUCAUCUGUAACACAAUGAAGCAGUAACACAAGAGUUUCUCAUAAAAAAAGUAAUCAUGCCAACAAAAUUUGCUAAUCCUCAAAGGUGUGACUACAUGAGCAAAAGCUCAGAUCAGCACAUAUGAACUUAUAUAUAAAUAUAUACAGUAUAUACACACGCACACACAGAGACACAUUCAUUCUUCAAUUAGUACACACCAUACUGAGAUAUGACAAGAAGGUGUUUCAUAAAGCACCGUAUAGCACAAUUUAGCAUAAUUUUGAAAGCACAAAGCUUCAUUGACCUACUUCGCUAAAUGGCUAUAUGGGGCUUUAUUUAAUAUGAAAUAUACACUGUAUGAUUAUAUAACAGCUGCAAUAUACUAUGUCCACUCAAAUGGAAAAACUGGUGAUGUAAAUGUUGGUAAACUGUUAAACGUUGGAGGCCGUACGAGGUCUGCACUGCAAUAACUGCUGUAUCUCUUGGAACUUUGAUUGAUUUAGGGUCCCUAAAAUCAGCUACAUGUAAAUAUUGUGUUAUUCACCAUACCUCAAGUCUCUGCCAUUUAAAUAAAGCUAGUGAGUCAAAAUAUAAGGAUGGAUGGAGUAAAACACUAUAAAUCUGAUAUAAUUGUCAUUGUUGGGUUAAAAAAAAAGCGCCUAACCAUAUUUAUUCAGAUUAUUUUUCAUAAAAGUUUUUAAAAAUAUAACGUAAACAACAAAACGCUAUCUUUACUUUUAACAGCGCGUGCUAACAUUUCUUCUGUAGAUAUAUUCCGCAAUAGACUUUGGAUAAGCUCUUUUAUUUAUAAAAUCUCUAGGCAGCUUGGACAGAGCAAGCUACUGAAGAUUACUAAAGAAAAAUAAAUGCAUCAAGGACAUAAGAUUUCUAACAAAUCAAGAGCUGCAACACUAAAACACCAGUUUAUAUGAUUUUUAGAUAUGCUUUAGAUAAGAUUUUAAUCCAGCCCAGUUAUUUUUAUAUUGGAUUUCAAAUUUGAGCUAAGAAUCAAUCCCUGCACAGUAAUUUGUAAAAGGCGAAGGCUGAUGCACACCAAAAUAUACCACUCUCUUGAUAAUUAAUCACAUUUCAUUACUAAAUCACUAGAAUAGGAGAAGAAAAAAUACUGUAAGUUUAGGCACUUGCAAGUGUUUUCAUUAAUUAUAUAUAUAAUACACAUACACACAUUGAAAAUAUAUAUAUAU